AUGCAACAACAAAUGCAGACCCGGGAAGAACAAGUGGAGUGGACUAGCUUUAGAACGCGGUUCCUGGAGAAAUACUUUCCUGACACGGCCAAGCGAGACAGGGAAGAGGGGUUUCUAGCAUUGCAGCAGGGAGAGAUGACAGUACAGGAGUACGUAAAUAAGUUUAAGCACCGUGCGAGAUACUACUCACAGAAUAUUACAGAAGAGUGGAGGUGCUUGAAGUUUGAGCGAGGACUCAAACAUGAAUUGAAGAAGGUGGUGACACCUUUGAGGGAGAGAAGAUUUUCGGUCUUGGUGGAACAGGCCAAGAGUGUUGAUCAUCUGGAGAAGGGCCCUGGUCCAGUUAUGAGCCGACAUCAGAAAAAUGUCACUGAGGCUAGUUGCCCAGAAAAGAAGAGUUUGAGUGUUAAGAAGCCAGCAGCAUCGCCAGCAGAGAGAGCUAGAGCGGCUGGCAGGGUCUUUGCUUUGACCUCCACAAAGGCUACUAAAUUAGGUAAUCUCAUCCUUGAGCCAUGUUUAAUGUUGGGACAAUCAGUUUUGGUGUUGUUUGAUUCUGGAGCAACACAUUCCUUCAUUGCUAAUGCGUGUGUGGGGAGAUUGAAAUUGGUGAAACGUGAUUUGGGGUGCGAGUUGCUCAUUUCAACUCCCUUCUCAGGUCAAGUGGCUACCAGUUCAGUCUGCGUUGGGUGUUCAAUGGAAGUGGCAGGUCACAGAUUCAAGGUGAACUUGGUGUGCUUGUCUUUGGAGGGACUGGAUGUAAUCUUGGGGAUGGACUGGCUGUCUAACAAUCACAUCAUAAUUGAUUGUGGACGGCGCAUUUUGGUAUUCCCAGAACAUGAGGGAUUGGAGCUCAUCUCGGCUCAGAGGGUGAUAAAUGAAGUAGAAGCCGGAGCCAUCUGUUUUAUGAUAGUGACUCAUGCAGAGAAGAAUAGCACUGCCGAGAAGAUCAGUGUGAUUCCAGUAGUGGAGGAGUAUGCUGAUGUGUUUCCAGAUGAAAUACCAGAGUUUCCACCGAGUAGGGAUGUGGAUUUCACCAUCGAUCUUAUCCUUGGAGUUGGCCCAGUGUCCAUGGCGCCCUAUAGAAUGGCACCAACAGAGUUGGCUGAGUUGAAGAAGCAAAUAAAAUAUUUGCUUGAGAAGAAGUUCAUCCGAACCGAGCGCAUCACCUUGGGUAGCACCGGUACUACUAGUAAAGAAAAAUGA
Molecule: messenger RNA, 1203 nt
Organism: Vigna unguiculata (cowpea)
Lineage: Eukaryota; Viridiplantae; Streptophyta; Magnoliopsida; Fabales; Fabaceae
Source: RefSeq, a predicted model, not a curated record